Ipomoea nil (Japanese morning glory) is the source of this 384-nucleotide messenger RNA. RefSeq lists its product as uncharacterized. The record is from RefSeq and is a predicted model, not a curated record. The transcript has a single exon. Bases 1 to 384 code for a protein of 127 amino acids. Lineage: Eukaryota; Viridiplantae; Streptophyta; Magnoliopsida; Solanales; Convolvulaceae.
AUGGAUCAGUGUGGUUUGGCACAGUUACCAAUGAGUGGUAAUCAGUUCACAUGGCAAACGGGCAAAGGCACUCCUGGAUGGAUUCAGGAAAAAUUGGAUAAGGUACUAGUCACUAACCGCUGGAGAGAUAUUGUGAAUGGGGCCACAGUUGCAAAUCAAUGGACUAGACGGUCUGACCACUCAGCUAUCUUCAUGGGGAUUCGACAAUAUGGGGGUAGGAGGGCUGGGGGCCGAAGGUUUCGUUUUGAGAUGGCAUGGCUCUAUGAUGAGGGAUGUAGAGCGGUAGUGGCUGAGUCAUGGGAGGAGGGAAGAGAUAGGGGAGCACAAGGCUGUAUUGCACAUUGUGGGAACCGGUUAACCCGAUGGGGGGGACCGGUACCAUAA